UCCUUAAAUGUAUUUUACAUUUUCAUUUUCUUCCAAAAAAUGUCAUCAGUCAACCCCUUUGAGUGAUGGAAACAAAGUAAGCCUCCUACUGAGGCUGGGGGGGGGGAGGGAAGGAGUUUCUGAUUAUAGUGGUUUAGAAAACCCUUUUUAAAACAUUUUAAUGUGAUCUAAAUGUAGCAAGAUACUUUUGGUUUUUAGAUGACAAAACUUUUGUGAAGUAUCUGAGAACCCAGACUUUUAAUAGGACUCUACAUACAAAACAAAUGAUUUAACCCUGAGUUACCAAUUAACAGUAUCUCUCUGUGUUCUACAAAGAACGGGCCAGGAAAGUUGUGCCACCUAUAUAUUCAUCAUCCCCAGGUUUGGUUUUAAAUUGCAAAUCCUUAUACUCACAAAUUGUGUGAUGUAAAGUAUUGAAAGCUCCACCUCUUUUCCAAAUAUCUUCAGACUUUCCUUGUAUAAAACUGAUAGGAGGCAGGAUCUGAAUGAUAUAAUACUUCUUCCCGCCACCACCACUAUUUGUUCAACAGCAGGGUAAAAGUGUCAAGAAUACCACCCUUUGUUAAGAUGUCAAAUGCUCAGUCAUUGGAUAUUCCUGAAGAUCUUCAAGAAGAUGACAGACCGAAGUGGGACAAUAAAUUCCAGUAUAUUUUAAGCUGCAUUGGAUUUGCAGUAGGUCUGGGAAAUGUGUGGAGAUUUCCAUACUUGUGUCAAAUAUAUGGAGGAGGAGCAUUCUUGAUCCCAUACUUCAUAGCACUUGUCUUUGAAGGAAUCCCAUUGUUUCAUCUGGAACUAGCCAUUGGACAGAGCAUGAGAAAAGGCAGCAUUGGUGUCUGGAAUAACAUCUCGCCUUAUCUUGGAGGAGUUGGUAUUGGUUCACUGAUGGUGUCAUUCCUGGUGAGCUUGUAUUAUAACACCAUUUUAGCGUGGGUGAUGUGGUAUUUCGUUAACUCCUUCCAAGAGCCCCUUCCUUGGAGCAUUUGCCCAUUAAAUGGGAACAGAACAGGGUACAUCGAAGAAUGCCAUAAAAGUACUUCAGUAAAUUAUUUCUGGUACAGGAGAGCUUUAAACAUAAGCUCCGAUAUCACUGACAGUGGAAACUUACAAUGGUGGUUAGUUUUGUGUUUGGCUAGUUCUUGGGCAAUUGUAUAUAUUUGUAUCAUUCGAGGAAUUGAAUCUACAGGAAAGGCUAUUUAUGUAACAGCCACAUUUCCUUAUCUGGUCCUAACUAUAUUCCUUAUUCGUGGGCUCACUCUACCAGGAGCCACUGAAGGCUUAGUGUACCUCUUCACACCUAAUCUGAACAUUCUUAAAAAUCCACGGGUAUGGCUUGAUGCAGCCACUCAGAUAUUUUUCUCUCUCUCUUUGGCUUUUGGAGGACUCAUUGCAUUCUCAAGCUACAACUCACAAAAAAAUGACUGUGAGAAGGAUGCUGUGACAAUAGCAGUUGUAAACAGUAUGACAUCAAUCUAUGCCUCCAUCCCAAUUUUUUCUGUUUUGGGAUUUAAGGCAAUCACUGGUCAUUGGGACUGCCUGGACAGGAACAUUAUCAGUAUUAUCAAUGAAUUUGAUCUUCCGGACCAAAGCAUUCUGCGGGACAAUUAUACAGCCUGGUUAGAGUUUCUGAACACAACCCAUCCCAAAAAAAUCGCUGGUCUCAAAUUGAGAAAUUGUGAUCUUCAAGAAUUUCUUGAUCAGAGUGCAUCUGGAACUGGCCUGGCUUUUAUUGUUUUCACUGAAGCAAUUAUUCUGAUGCCUGGCUCACAGGGUUGGGCGGUCCUCUUUUUUAUAAUGUUGUUCAGCUUGGGUCUUUCAUCUAUGUUUGGAAACAUUGAGGGAAUUUUGACUCCCCUCUCGGAGGUUCGUAUUAUAUCUAAAUCUGUACCCAAGGAAGUUCUAUCAGGUAUAAUAUGCCUGAUCUCCUUUGUGACAGCUCUAUGUUUUACCCUGAGGUCUGGUAGCUACUGGCUUGAAGUUUUUGACAGUUAUGCAGGUUCCUUGCCUUUGCUAAUCAUCUCUUUCUUUGAAGUUACUGGUGUUGUCUAUGUUUAUGGAAUAAAAAGGUUCAGUGAUGAUGUGAAAUGGAUGACUGGACGACAACCAAACUUCUACUGGCAGGUGUCAUGGAGAAUUAUUAGCCCUCUGCUUAUGCUUAUAGUUUUUAUUGCCUUUGUUACCCUUCAGACACAGAAGCAACCAAGCUAUGGAGCCUGGAACCCUAAAUAUGAAGGUUUUCCCAUGAAGGAGGAGAAAGACUAUCCAGCUUGGAUACUGGCAAUCUGUGUGUUGUUGGUAGUCAUCCCUUGUAUAUCCAUACCUACGGUAGCAUUCUAUCAUCUAAUCAAAAGAGUGCUAGGAAGGAGAAAAAGGAAGGACUUAAACCCUGUGAACACACUUUCAAUGGCACCUCAGGAAAAUGAUAAUGCUUUUUAUAAUGGUCAAGAAUAUGUAUUCACCCUAACUAUAAAUCAACAAAAAUAAAUGUGAUUUUUAUUGUUAGACAUUAACAUCAUCAGUAUUUUUCUUCAAAAUACUGUCUGUAUCUCCUUAUUCUCUAAUAUUUCUCCUCGUCUCGAUUUCUAAUAGGUCAUUUUCUGCCCAUACACAUAAUUACAGUACUGACAAUUAAAAGAUAGCAUUGAGAUAUUAGCACCCAUAUUAAUCGAUUUGGGUACAAUACCCUAUAUUUUAACUGAACAAUUUUUUUUCAGAGAACUAUAAAUGGUCAGUACUGCACGUUUUCCACAGUAUACAUGUCAAGUAUUUCCUCUCAUUUUCAAACAGCUGCACAGUUUUUGUUUCCAGUUAAAUCUUUUUCCUUCUACAAACCUCCUCUUGCUCCUUACUUACCACACAAGUUUGAGGCUGUUCCCUUGGCCUCUUUUAUCCAUUGUCAUCUUCUUCUUCCCAGUCAGCCUUAAUACUUGGUGCUCUUUGAUAAUUAUCAUAUGCCACGCUCCCUCCAACUCUUUCUUUUCCUCUCUUAUCAAAACUUAUCUGUUCCUAAAUGCUAUCAGCAAUAACAAACACCUACAGCUCAGACCAGGGACUGCACUUACCUGCAGGCAUCAAAUGUAAACUUUUUGUGUUAAAGAUUCUCUGUGUUGAACAUAUGCUAAUUCUUGUAAAGCAUUCUAUGCAACUAUACUAUAGAAGAUUAAAUCUGUAGGAGUUCCAAGAAGCAAAAUAAAAUAUUACCAAUGAAAAAUGAAACUAUACUUAAAUUAAAUAUAGAUAUGAUCAUCAAAGGGUUAUUUAGUUUUAUAUUGUCUUGUGGUCUUGGCACACCAUCAGGUUUUAUAGAUUCAAAUGAAAACCAUUUAUUUGCUCCAGAAACAUAGGCAUAGUACUUACAGUCAUUGUAUCAUUAAAUUCAUUUCCUGUACCAUACUCCAAUCUUGAAGAAGUGUGGACACACUGCAUUUUCUUAACUAAUGUUGUAGGAGUUCUUAGGAUUGUAUUAUUGCUUUAUAGAAUGAAUCCAAAAUAGCAUUUUGUCUCAAUUUCUGAUCUUGUAACCUGACAGAGAUGAUGAAUUUUGAUACUUCUGCUCCAACAUAUUUAAUAAAUUUAGGCAUGUGUGCUAAAGUAUCUUGCUAAUGUGGGAUUUUAGAAAAUAUUAAUUAAAAGGAUAGCAAUGAGUCUAAAAUGGACUUUUAUCAAGUAUAAAUCUAUUCUGAUCAUAAGAAGUUUUGUUAAAUAGACAUUAUUAGAAUCAGAUCUGUCAAUUUGCAAACACUGCACAUUUCUUUACAAAAGCACUCUACUGGCCUCUAUUCAGAAGUGUUUGCCACCUCAGAGUGAAAUCCCAUAAAAGAAACAUUAAAUGACCCUACUGACAAACUGCAAGAAAGAAAGAUCCGGUAACUUCACCUAGGGACACAGAAAGGUAUUGCACUUUGAUGGUGACUGUAUAUAAUGAUUUUUCCCAGUUGUAAAAAUAAUUUCCCAAAUUAAUUGAAGCAUGAAGUAUUUCCAUCCACCGUUUUCUCAAAUGGAAUAGUAUCACAGCUGUUCCAUUCAGUAAGAUAUGGGGACUAUGGAAAAAUGUUUCUAUUUGACUUAGUCACUAAAGCCAUGGUUUUUGUUAUAUUAGUAAUGUCCAAAACAUGAAAAUGAGAUGAACAAGAAUUCAAUUUUUUUAAUUAUUUUUACAAACUCUCAGCAGCCUUGAACUGUAAUUUCACUAAGUGGAAAUUGGGGGCAAAAACAAGUGAACAUAAAAAAAAAAUCAGAAGUAAUGCACAUAAUUGUCUACUCUAAAUUACACUUUCAAAGGUGGAAACCAAAUGAGCUACUAUGAAGAACAAAAACCCAUCAAAAAGAUUUCAUAAGAUAAAAUU
Molecule: messenger RNA, 4343 nt
Organism: Pelodiscus sinensis (Chinese soft-shelled turtle)
Lineage: Eukaryota; Metazoa; Chordata; Testudines; Trionychidae
Product: sodium-dependent neutral amino acid transporter B(0)AT3
Biological process (GO): nitrogen compound transport; sodium ion transmembrane transport; amino acid transport
Cellular component (GO): plasma membrane
Source: RefSeq, a predicted model, not a curated record